Oikopleura dioica is the source of this 408-nucleotide messenger RNA. Lineage: Eukaryota; Metazoa; Chordata; Appendicularia; Copelata; Oikopleuridae. The record is from the annotation of a GenBank genome assembly.
AUGUUGUGUGAGUUGAAGAGAGGGAAGAUUUGCGUCAAUUUGAUACGGCGAAGUAGUCUCAAAACAAGCAAUCCUAUGAUCAGAAGCACCCCAGAGCCGACGAAAAUCAAGGCGCAUCAAAUCGCCACGCUGAACCGCUUCAAUCUCCGUCCAUAUCCUCAAAAGUACCCGGCGCUGAUCGUCCGCGGCGAUGGAAGUACUUAUCGAGUUUGGAGCACUGAAGAGCCCCAGGAAAUUGUCAGAUUUCCAAUUGAUGUUUCCAACAUGUCGGAAAUGGAUAGAACGCGUCUUUUGAGUAAACGAUACGGAAAACAAGUUAAAACUCGAGUUGUUCAAAGCAUUAAUGUCGAAGACGAAGAUGAUCAAGAAGAAGAACUUGGCGAUUUUUCGGACUAUGACCAGCGCUAA